CGUACGACGCGCGCGGAAACAAAAAAAAAAAAACCCGAACCGACGGACGGACGGCGCGUACCGUACCCCGUGUCGAACGUCGGUGAUGUGAACGUUGUGGCGGACGUGAUGGUACGGUAACGUUCACGUCGACUCGCCGCGACGGUAACCCCGGUAACACGGUCACCGCACGAAUGGCGUUCGUUCCCGUUUGAAACCGUUCGCGCGUCCCGCAGCAACGCACCGGAUUCUCGCCGCGCGUCCAGUUCCGACGUUCCGAGCGAACGCGCCCGGCAAGAAGAGGAUUCGCCGCCCGGCCGACGAUGGACGUGGACGACGCACCGGCCGCCGUCCGUUGCGACGUCGACCGCGAACAGACGACGGACGUGCUCGACCACGGUGCUGCUGCGCUUUACUCGUUUUGCGAGAACGACCACAAGAACUGGGACGAAAACGAUAAAGUCGGAUACUUAGAAGAACAAUAUGAAAUUCUUCAUUCGUCCGUUAUAGCUUUGACUUCACAUUUUUCACAGGUGCAGUUGAGGAUUCAUCAAAUUAUCGAGUCACCUGAUGAAGAGAAAAAAAAUUUACUACAAAAUUUAGAAGAAUUCGCGUUUAAAGGCAUUCCGAAUGUUUAUACGAAUUGCUCGUUGAACCACCUGCUUGUAACAACGAAUGACGAUGACCAAAUGGUGAAAAAAAAACAUAAAGUUCAAAUCGAAGUAAUCAAAGAAAUGAAAAAGCAAUUGGAAGACUUGGAGAACCAUAUUUACAACAACAAAGAUGAGUUUGAUCUUCCGGAAAGUUUUGUUGACGUUUUUCGCGAGAAGCAAAACAAUAUCAUUAAUCAAGUAGAAAAAAAAUUGAACUUAAGUCUUAAAAAUUCAAAAAAUAUGUCGGUCGAAGAACUAAAAGAAGAGGUUGAUAAUGCAAUACAAAAGCUAGUAAACCCAAUGAAAGCAACGGAACAUUUAGUCGAUCAGUUAAAAACUCAAAUAGCAGAUCUUGAAAGGUUCAUACAAUAUUUGCAAAAUGGAAAAAUUAAAUUAAAAACAUCAGAAGAAAAAAUGACGAAAAUAUCGACGACUAAAGAAAAAUGUUUAGAACGGAAAUCGAGAGAAGUGAGCCUUGAUUUAACGGCAUUCAAUAAUAAAUUAUCUUUCACAUUCACAAGUCGAAAUCAUCAUCAAAAAACUGUUGGAGCUGUCAAACGGUUGACUGCGAUAAUACAAAUGUUCAUCGGUACUCAAAUAUCAUGCAAUCAACAGCAUUUCAAAAAAAACACAUUGAAGAAAACAAUGAAAAUAAAUCAUUGGGGUGAUUAUAGAGCCAACUUGGAAUUAGUUAUUGCAGAACUAUUAGAAAUGAUGACAGUACCAGAAUCACAUAUUGAUAGUGAUUAUAUAUCCGAUUCGGAAAGUGCAAUAGCCGCAAUGGAAUGUAAUGGAAAAAUCGCCAUUGUAGUUCGAAAACGGUUAGCUCCGGCCAUUCAACAGUUGAUUCAGCAUGGUCUUAUGGUGGUGGGUCAAAGCACGAGUGUCGUACCAUUUGUGGACUGUUUGCAUCCAAAACUGAAUAGCUCGAAAUCUACAAUGCACGCAUGGGAGCUUAUAUUGAAAUACUACGAGAUCAAAAAUGGCGAUUAUUUCAACUCGACGCCGGCUCGUAAGCUAUCUCAAAGUUUUAAUCUGGAUAUUGAAGGAUGUAAGUCGUCUGUUUCUUGCAAACAAUGUCUACUUUCAAUUAUUGGAAACAUAAUUUCAUCCCACUCUCGAUACAAACGGAGUUAUGAUUCGUGCUUUAAAGCUUUCAUAUGUGCUGGAUUAAAUUCAAAAAUGUUAACCAGCUGGUUGAAAUUUAUAUUGAAAUGUCAACCAUUAAUCGAACUUUACUAUCAAUCUUGGAGUUACGUAGCGCAAACAGGAUUUGAAGAUGCAUUGCAUUCACUAGAAAAGUUGAACCAUUACAAUUUUGAUCUACCUGCAGAUUUGGCCAUUCGACAAUUACAAAAUAUAACAGAUGCUUUUUAAUUAUUAUAUUUACAAGCUUAUCAAUAUUUUUAUAUUCAA
Molecule: messenger RNA, 2048 nt
Organism: Sipha flava (yellow sugarcane aphid)
Lineage: Eukaryota; Metazoa; Arthropoda; Insecta; Hemiptera; Aphididae
Product: RUN domain-containing protein 1
Exons: 14
Coding region: 303-2009 (568 amino acids)
Source: RefSeq, a predicted model, not a curated record